AUGGCAUCUAAGAAACCCAACACAUCACCUCCUUCACACGAUAUGGUCUACUUUCCUCAAAUGACCUCAGACCUUCCUGCUUCAUCCCAUGAAUUCCGUAGAGUACUUUUCACAGGCCUCUACUCCCAAGUCGUUCUCAUGACCGUCCCAGUCGGUGGAGACAUCGGGGACGAAGUCCACACAGUCGACCAAGCACUCACCUUUACCUCCGGUGUUGGUCUCGCAACUAUCAAUGGCAAAGAACAAGUCGUCAAGAAGGGAGACUUGAUGGUGGUGCCAGCAGGAACUCAGCAUCAAUUUGUGAAUACGGGAGAUAAACCUUUGAUCUUGUAUACCAUCUAUUCGCCAGCAGAACAUGCACCGAAGACUGUGCAUAGAACGAAGGAAGAGGCUGACAAGGAAGAGGAUGAGGGAGGAGAUGAGGCGCCGGAUUGGUCGAGGAAGAGUAAGGGGGAGAAUGAGAAGGCUGGGUUGGUGAAGUUAAGUGGGAAGUAUGAUGAUUAA
Messenger RNA from Sclerotinia borealis F-4128, 504 nucleotides. Lineage: Eukaryota; Fungi; Ascomycota; Leotiomycetes; Helotiales; Sclerotiniaceae. The record is from the annotation of a GenBank genome assembly.